Danio aesculapii is the source of this 581-nucleotide messenger RNA. RefSeq names its product presequence translocase associated motor 16 (gene pam16). Gene Ontology annotation, biological process: protein import into mitochondrial matrix. Bases 127 to 516 code for a protein of 129 amino acids. The record is from RefSeq and is a predicted model, not a curated record. NCBI's taxonomy places the organism in Eukaryota, Metazoa, Chordata, Actinopteri, Cypriniformes, Danionidae. The transcript is spliced from 5 exons. Gene Ontology annotation, cellular component: TIM23 mitochondrial import inner membrane translocase complex.
AGGUGUCAGUGCGCGUGCGUGUGUCCGUGACUUUUCUUCUCCGGCUUCAUCAACCUUCAUGGAGUUUUGCACGUGAAAAUAUUCGUCCCAAACCGAGCUGUAUCCCAUCACCACAGCUGUCCAGCCAUGGCCAAAUAUCUGGCUCAGAUCAUUGUAAUGGGGGCUCAGGUGGUCGGACGAGCUUUUGCCAGAGCUUUACGUCAAGAAUUUGCAGCCAGUCAGGCGGCUGCGGAGGCUCGAGGUCAAGCAGGCAGACAGUCUGCGGCGGCGUCCAGUUUCACAGGAAUGACCUUACAGGAAGCCCAGCAGAUACUUAACAUCUCCACCCUAACGCCAGAGGAGAUCCAGAAGAAUUAUGAGCACUUAUUUAAAGUCAAUGAAAAAGCUGUCGGCGGGUCUUUCUAUAUUCAGUCAAAGGUAGUGCGAGCUAAAGAGCGUCUGGAUGAAGAGCUCAGCAUUAAUCAGCAACAACAAACAAAAAGUAAACCACCAGAUGAACAUCAGCAGCAGACAUGAGCUUCAUUCUCAUCCUCCACUGUAAUUAUCACCCAAACCCCAAUAAAACAUGCUCCUUUUCUACA